Molecule: messenger RNA, 4105 nt
Organism: Ornithodoros turicata
Lineage: Eukaryota; Metazoa; Arthropoda; Arachnida; Ixodida; Argasidae
Exons: 4
Coding region: 1352-4105 (917 amino acids)
Biological process (GO): DNA replication
Molecular function (GO): nucleotide binding; DNA-directed DNA polymerase activity; DNA binding
Source: RefSeq, a predicted model, not a curated record
CCACACACACACAAAAAAGAAACCGUUAUCGCCCUCGCAAGAUGAAUUUUCGACUGGUGGUAUACGCUGUCUGCCACGUACGAGCUUCCAGCAGUGAGUGUGCCACGUAAGAGCCAAGUGAUGUGAGUAUUUCAAACCAUUUCUUGUGUUACAGUGUAUCUUAUAGCUAAAUGAAAUGCGGGCAUGUAUUUGUUUUAAAUUCUUUUUAUUGUUUCGCUCAGAUGAGACAGCAGAGACAUGGUAGCCGAUUUCGAAAGAGUGAUACCGUAACCGCUGUGCUUUCCAUUCCCAAUGAGUCUUGCAAUAUUGUACACAUUGCCGGGACAUCGUUCUAUUACUUGCCUGGGUUCGAAGCUUAUUUCACAUAGCUUCGAGCACUCGAAGUUAUAAUAAUUGUGCGCGACAUUUGCUUCUUUCAAGCAAUGCCAUAGUUGACGUGUAUCAUUUUGCGACAGAUUUACUCCGUAUCUCGUCGGAUGACCAUUGCUGAGCCAAAGGCGUACGGCAGUUACUGCAGCUGGACAUCGGUGGACGUAGAUGUUAUGGUCAAUCUGAGUCACGGUAGUGCAUUUUCCCUGUUUCAGUGUUGGUUUUGUAAAUUCUGUUGUAGCUACGAAAACGAACAGGGAAACAGCACUCAGAAAGGACAAGGUGUAGCAGAACAUCUCCGGACAUCUAUUUACCAUGACGACCUACAGUAAAAUGAGACAACUCGUCAUGGAUUUCAAUAUUUAUUGGUAUGAGGACGGCGACAUUUUCCUUGGAGUUGAUGAUCCUGGGUAACGUCCCGCAUGCCGCACACAUCAUCACCCGAUUGGGACCAGGAAUCGCCAGCGUUGGUUGGCUGUUCGACAUCGGACCAGUGAUCGCCAGUCAUUUCGUCGUCGGUGGUGGCAGGUAGUUCUCCGGAACCCAAGUCCUUCUACGACUUCCAGAAGGUUGCAACAGUCGGUCCAACGUGUCCGAAGGAUCAUCGUCGUCAUCAUUGCAUCAGUGUACAAGUAAGCAUCAUGUCUUCGUCGAUCUUGCAUAAACUUGACAAGUUAAAGAAAUGUGGAGAGUUUCAAAAAAUGGCGACAAUUCCUAAAAACAUCAAGUAUGAUGUGGUUGAUGUUAACAAAAUUGAAACGAGGUAUGGCGAGGCGGUCUACGUAGAAAUUAUGAAGGAUCACGAGCACGUAAAGGUGUUCCUUCCAGCUCGGUUUCAUAAACUAAGCACUCAAGACAUCGAAGACAUGAGGAACACGAGCGGGCUCUGGAUGGAGAAGAAAGAGCGAGUUGGAAAAGAGGGGAAACGUCUUCUUUCGCCAGACAUCGUGUUCGGUCAAUCCGAGUAAAAAAAUAAAAAGAAAUGGUGACAUGCCACCUUUGUCCUCCGGCCGAUCGGCAGCACUACACAACAGCGCUGGGACUUCAAGUUCAUCUGGCUAACGUUCAUAACCUUGCAACACCCUGUAUCCCAUUUUGUGAGACACUCUGUACGCUCCGCAACUAUACCAACCGCUAUGAGCUUCAUCUACAUGACAGAGACGACGACGGGCAGGAUGUCAGCACAUUCUUUCAUGAAAACGGACGCUACCUUGCCGGUGUACUUCGACAUUUCGGAUUUCCGUUACGCUUUUAUGUUUUGCUGAAGGCGGAACUCGGUCGACAUACGCCUGAGGAUGAGAUCAUAUUUGUCACUCAAUUUAUUCCUUCGAGUGUGCAUACGCUGUGGUCGGAACGAGACGUAGAACGUGCUGUCAUUGAAGUAGGCACUGAAGUCACCAACAAUUUAGAAAAGCUUGAAAUGCAAGGGUCGGGAUUUUUCUUAUUUCGAAUUCACGCCUGCAUUCUUCAUGUCGGUCGUCUCGCACCACAGCUCAUUGGUUGUACCGACUUUGAAUUGCCAAACGAAUUGAAAAAAAAGUGUCGGUGUCUUCUGAAUGUCGACCUUCACGAGGAUAGUGAACAGAACAUGUGUUUCGCAUUUUGCGUACUUGCCGGUCUACAUCCUGCAAAGGGUUCUUACAGACGCAGAGCUUCAUCCUACAGGUCAUACCUGUCUCAAUAUGUAUUUCCAGAGACGUUUCCUGUAGUGUUCCCGAAAGAUGUAGAAAUGUUUGAGAAGCAGAACGAUGUGAGCAUUAACGUGUACGGUUAUGACAAAGAUGAAAAAUAUGUUUACCCGAUUAAGGUUGUUGACGACCAGUGCAAGAAGCAUGUCGACCUACUGCUGAUUGACUUCCAUUUUGUACUCAUUACUAAUUUCAAUGCUUUGUUCACACCACCUGGAUAUUUUCACUGCAAACGGUGUACGAUGGGUUUCACCACCCCGGGUGUACUCGCCGAUCAUCUACUAAUGUGUAAACAACAAAAAGUGUCCAAGACUAUUUUUCCAAAGAAGGGUGAGACACUGUCGUUUGCCGGAGAGCAUUUGAUGUCGGAAGUUCCCUUCUACUGUGUAUACGACUUUGAGAGUGUACUAUCACCGUGUUCGGGAGGCGGGAAUGUCUACGAGGAACACAUCCCUUCAUCCUUCUGUCUCCUCGUCAUACGCUCGUGCGAUUCGUAUGUCUUGAAGAAACAUAUUUACCGUGGUGCAGACUGCGUUUCCGUUUUCAUGGAACUAUUGCGUAAUUUGCAUGAUGAGCUGUAUGCGAUGUUGCACGAGACUGUGCCCUUGCAAAUGACCCCAGGAGACGAACUCGAACAUUCUGAAGCCACUCACUGUAACAUCUGUAAAGAACCAUUCACUAAGAAGCAGAAAGUGCGAGACCAUGAUCACGUAAGUGGAGAAUUUCGCCAAUCAUUGUGUCAGGGAUGUAAUCUGAAACUGCGGAUACCACGGAAAGUGCCCAUCAUUGCACAUAAUGCCAAUUAUGACCUCGGAUUCAUAGUAGCUCAUCUGCACCUGCUUCGGAAGACAGACAUCAGAGUGAUAGCCUCCAGUUGUCAAAAGUUUAAGGCUAUAGACAUUGGUGUGUUCCGCUUCAUAGACUCGUUAAGCUUCCUCAAUGCUAGUCUCGACACACUGACGAAAAAUCUAUGUGACAAAGGUGAAUCUAACUUCAGGUGUCUGCGUCAGUUUUUCGCAGAGGAGGACUACUUCAGGUUGGUUGUACGUAAAGGGGUUUUCUGUUAUAACUACGUUACCUCUUUUGAACGUUACGACGAGCCCUGUUUGCCAUCACGUGACCAGUUCUUUAACCAACUGAACGGAUCAGAAGUGAGCGAGGAAGAUUACCGCCAUGCGCAAAAUGUGUUUGAAAAAUUUCAACUCAAGAGCCUGGGCGAGUACUCGGAUUUGUACCUUCUGACGGACGCAUUGCUUCUGGCAGACGUGUUUCAAAACUUCCGAAUAUGGGCGUUGGAGACGCACAAAAUUGAACCACUUCAUUUCGUGUCACUCCCGGGACUAAGCAUGUCUUGCGCACUAAAAAUGAGCCGGAUUAAUCUGGAUUUAAUCCACGAUCCCGAUGCCUAUCUGUUAAUUGAACGGGGCCUGCGUGGUGGUAUGACCCAGUGUUCAACGCGAAUGGCCACUGCAAAUGUCCCAGGGACAGAUCAGUACGAUCCCGAAAAACCAAAGACCAUAAUUCAUUACAUGGACAUAAAUGGACUCUAUGGCACAGUGAUGCGUGAACCACUCCCAUUCGGAGACUUUGAAUGGCUGUCACCCGAAGAGGUUGCAGGUUUAGAUGUAACCCUUGUUGCAGAUUAUGCAGACGUUGGUUAUUUUUUAGAGGUAGACCUGGCCUACGUACAAGAGCUCCACGAACGACAUAAAGAUUUACCGCUCGCGCCCGAAAAAAUGAGCGUCCCGUAUGAGUUGCUUUCGGAUUAUCAGAAAGACCUGAUGAAAAAAUUUAACCUCCCACAGCAUGAUAUAGAACCGAAAUUACUCCUUACACUGCUUGACAAGAAGAAGUAUUUUCUUCAUUAUCGCAGUCUAAAGUUGUACCUACAGUUGGGUCUUCGGCUCGAGAAAAUUCACCGGGUGCUCAGGUUCAAACAAAAACCAUUCCUGCGAUCCUAUGUUGACUUCCAUCAUGAACUACGCAAGCAGGCAACCAAUACUUUCGAACCUGGAGCUAUUGGUAUAUCCUUGCGUUUUAGUUUGUGA